Molecule: messenger RNA, 5819 nt
Organism: Heteronotia binoei (common prickly gecko)
Lineage: Eukaryota; Metazoa; Chordata; Lepidosauria; Squamata; Gekkonidae
Gene: TSHZ3
Product: teashirt zinc finger homeobox 3
Biological process (GO): regulation of transcription by RNA polymerase II
Cellular component (GO): nucleus
Molecular function (GO): DNA binding; DNA-binding transcription factor activity, RNA polymerase II-specific
Source: RefSeq, a predicted model, not a curated record
UCCCUUCCUUCCUCGCCGCCGCCUCCUCCUCCUUUCCCCCCUGUGCCAGCGAGCGGCGAGCUCGGGGCUGUCCUCUGCGCUCUCUUCUGCCUGCCUGCCUGCCUGCCUCCGCCUCCACCUCCUCCUCCUUCGCCGCCGCCUCCUCCUCCUCUGCCACACGGUGCAUGCCCAGCAGCGGCAACAACAACAAAAAGCUCGCCCCGGCAGCCCAGCCUGGAGCGGCUCCUCAGCCCGGAGCCAGGGGGCUCAAGCCGCUCUGCCCAGCCCCGGAGCCGCCCGCCGCCCUCCCGCUUCCCUCGCCUGCUGCUGCCGCCGCCGCCGCUGCCAGCCGACGCGGCGGACUGACUUCGCCAUGCCCAGGAGGAAGCAGCAAGCGCCCCGGCGCGCAGCAGCAUACGUUUCAGAUGAAAUGAAGGCAGCCGCGAUGGUGGAAGAUGACCCAGAAUCAGAUGAGAACCUGGCAGAUGGAGAACCUUCCGCAAAGUAUGCCUGUCCCGAAAAGGACUUUGGUAAGAACUGCCAGAGCUAUCAGAACUCCCCAGUGGCUGAAUUUUCCAGCCACGAAAUGGACAGCGAGUCGCACAUCAGCGAGACCAGCGACCGAAUGGCCGACUUCGAGAGCAGCUCCAUCAAAAACGAGGAGGAGAGCAAAGAAGUUUCCAUCCAGCUCGAAGAGUCCGUGGUCUCUGACAGCUUGGAGCAGAUGAAAGCCGUCUACAACAACUUCCUCUCCAACUCGUACUGGUCCAAUCUCAACUUGAAUCUCCACCAGCCGACCUCUGAAAAAAACAACGGGAGCAGUAGCAGCAGCAGCAGUGCUAGCAGCAGCAGCUGUGGAAGUGGAAGCUUCGACUGGCACCAGACAGCCAUGGCAAAAACACUGCAGCAAGUUUCGCAGAACAGAAUCCUUCCCGAGCCCAGUCUUUUUAGCACAGUUCAAUUGUACAGACAAAGCAGUAAGCUUUAUGGCUCUAUAUUUACUGGAGCCAGUAAAUUCCGCUGUAAAGACUGCAGUGCUGCCUAUGAUACUUUAGUAGAAUUAACAGUGCACAUGAAUGAAACAGGACAUUAUCGGGAUGACAACCAUGAAACGGAUAACAACCCGAAAAGAUGGUCCAAACCUCGUAAACGCUCUUUGCUUGAAUUGGAAGGGAAGGAAGAUGCUCAGAAAGUAUUAAAGUGUAUGUACUGUGGCCAUUCUUUUGAAUCGCUUCAAGACUUGAGUGUCCAUAUGAUCAAAACGAAACAUUACCAAAAAGUGCCUCUGAAGGAACCCGUAACCCCUGUAGCAGCAAAAAUCAUUCCAGCCACAAGAAAGAAAACGUCCCUAGAGCUGGAGCUUCCAAGUUCUCCCGAUUCCACUGGUGGGACACCAAAAGCAACCAUCUCUGAUGCCAACGAUGCACUUCAAAAGAAUUCCAAUCCAUACAUUACGCCAAAUAAUCGUUACGGACAUCAGAAUGGUGCCAGCUAUGCCUGGCAUUUUGAGGCAAGGAAAUCUCAAAUUCUGAAGUGCAUGGAAUGUGGCAGUUCCCAUGACACUUUGCAGGAACUCACUGCCCACAUGAUGGUGACCGGACAUUUCAUUAAAGUCACCAACUCUGCCAUGAAGAAAGGGAAACCUAUUAUAGAAGCCCCUGUCACACCCACCAUCACAGCUCUGCUGGAUGAGAAAGUACAAUCUGUGCCACUUGCAGCCACUACAUUCACAUCACCUUCCAAUACACCAUCUAGCAUCUCUCCAAAAUUAAAUGUCGAAGUAAAAAAAGAGGUUGAUAAAGACAGGAUGAUUGCUGAUGACAAGAUGAAAGACAAGGAGAAAUCCAAUGAAGAGGAGGAGAAAUACGAUAUCUCUUCGAAAUAUCAUUAUUUGACUGAAAAUGACUUGGAAGAGAGUCCAAAAGGUGUGGAUAUUUUAAAGUCUUUAGAAAACACGGUCACAUCAGCUAUUAACAAGGCUCAAAAUGGCACACCAAGUUGGGGUGGCUACCCCAGUAUUCAUGCUGCCUACCAGCUACCCAACAUGAUGAAGUUGUCUUUAGGUUCGUCAGGGAAAGGUACGUCCUUAAAACCAAUGUUUGCAAAUGCAGAUGUGUCGCCGACCAAAAGCCAGCCUCUAGUUUCCCCACCAAGCAGCCAAACCUCUCCUGUGCCGAAGACUAACUUCCAUGCUAUGGAAGAGCUAGUUAAGAAAGUCACAGAGAAAGUGGCCAAAGUUGAAGAAAAAAUGAAGGAACCUGAAGGAGGGAAGUUCUCGCCAUUGAAGAGAGCAACACCUUCACCAUGUAGCAGUGAAGUCAGCGAGCAGCUCAAGAUGGACACCUCCAAUGACAUUAGUUUUAAGAGCCAACAGAAUAGCCCUGUUUCUCAGAGGGAGAGUUGUAAGGACAGCCCAACUGGGGAGCCAGUGAAAAUGGUAAGGAGCUUGUCAAAGCAAUCUCAAGUUCCCUUAAGUAGCAGCACAGCUAUUAUUACUGACCACCCUCCCGAACAGCCAUUUGUAAAUCCAUUAAGCGCAUUACAGUCUGUCAUGAAUAUUCACCUUGGGAAGGCAGCUAAACCCUCUCUGCCUGCUCUGGACCCAAUGAGUAUGCUCUUUAAAAUGAGCAACAGCUUAGCCGAAAAGGCUGCUGUGGCCACCCCACCCCUACAGUCCAAAAAACCGGACCACUUAGACCGUUAUUUUUAUCAUGUCAACAAUGACCAGCCCAUAGAUUUGACGAAAGGCAAGAGUGACAAAGGCUGCUCUUUGGGUUCAGCGCUUUUGUCAUCCACAUCGGCAUCGUCUGCUUCUUCUUCAUCUACAGUGACAACGGCAAAGACAUCUGCGGUUGUGUCAUUCAUGUCAAACUCGCCGCUACGCGAGAAUGCCUUGUCAGAUAUAUCUGAUAUGCUGAAGAACCUGACAGAAAGUCACACAUCAAAAUCUUCCACACCUUCCAGCAUAUCUGAGAAAUCUGACGUUGAUGGGACCACGAUAGAAGAACCGGAAGAGGACCCGGCUCAGAAAAGGAAGGGACGGCAGUCUAAUUGGAACCCUCAGCAUUUACUCAUAUUGCAGGCCCAGUUUGCAGCCAGUUUACGGCAGACGUCAGAGGGGAAAUACAUCAUGUCAGUGAGCCCUCAGGAGAGAAUGCACAUUUCCAGGUUUACAGGACUCUCCAUGACCACCAUUAGCCACUGGUUGGCCAAUGUGAAAUACCAGCUUCGAAGGACAGGGGGGACGAAGUUCCUUAAAAAUUUGGACACCGGGCAUCCGGUGUUCUUUUGUAACGACUGUGCUUCACAAAUCAGAACUCCUUCGACAUAUAUCAGUCACCUUGAAUCGCAUCUAGGUUUCCGGCUACGAGACUUGUCCAAACUGUCCAGUGAACAGAUUAACAAUCAGUUAGCACAAACCAAGUCGCCCUCUGAGAAACUCUUGGCGCCCUCACCAGAGGACGAACUAGGAACUUCUUACCAGUGUAAACUUUGCAAUCGGACUUUUGCGAGCAAACAUGCUGUUAAGCUCCAUCUCAGUAAAACACACGGGAAAUCACCAGAGGACCAUCUCCUGUAUGUUUCUGAAUUAGAGAAACAGUAGCAUUGGCUUUUGACAAAAAAAAGGGGGGGGGACAAUAACAACUGUACUUUAGCUUUGAGGAAAACUGUCAAACACGCCUUAAAGCUCUCUCUUUUUGUGUUCUUGGCACAUAAUUCUUAUUUUAACUCUGAGGUGUCAUUCUGGCCUGAACUUCUAUUUUUUUUUAUAUAACUGUAUAGUGUUUAAUAGAGGUGCAUAAUCAGCUGUUGUUACUGGUAAAAAUAUGAAGGUUAAAACGCAGUGGUAAGUGUUUGGAACUUUGUGUAAAUUGGGGUUUAGUUGAUGUGCAUCCCUCCGAUGCCUCAGACUGCAUGCAUUAAACAAGACAGUUUAAUUAAUCAUUUAUUAACUAAUUCUGGUGCACUUUUUUCAUGGUGAUUAAGUGUGCUGGUUAAUUCGCACCCUGUAAAUCUUUAGCCCUCUGAGUACUUUGAAGCACUUUUGCAUUAAUUUUUUUUUUUAAAAAAAAAACUAUGUGGAUGUAUUCUUUUUAAAAAAACAACAACAACAAAUCCCCUUCUGAUUUAGGACACAUCCAGAGAGCGUCAAGAAUCUGGCUUGACUAUGACGCGCCACUAUCCAUGUGCACCUGUUGCUUGUGUAUCCAGCUAGCUAGAACUUGUUGUGGCAGCUGAAGGAUGGCUCACAUCGCUUGUGUGGUUUCCAUUGAGAUGUUGCCUCCAAAUGCAGGUUGCCCAUUGAUUGGGUGCACAAGCUAGACAGGCGUCAGGCUGGUGGUACUUCCUGUGACAUCCCAAACCACUCUUAUGUCAGGGAUCCAAUGCCUUGCGAAAGCGCUUCCAGUACUAGCAGUCCAGAAGCAGAGCCCCUUCUUCUGCUCCCUUGGGCAGCCGACAUGAACUGGCAGUCCUUGUGGUUGGUUCUCUGUGGUGUGUGUGUGCGUGUCUCAGAGGGGGAAAUGGCUUGCCUUUCCCUUGGAUACUUUCUGCACAUUUGGUUGUGUGGUACAGUGCCCAUCAAGGACCAUGGAAUCCUGCCAGCUGGGCACACCAUUGGAGUUAACGAACGGACUCCACAUAGGGUGGGGUGUCUCCCACCUUGAAACUUUAAGAUAUAUUAUUUUCACAUUGAAACAUAGAUGUAUAUAUUGUAUAGAUUUCAAAAUCCUCUGAUGGAAAAUGUGAUUGUGGACAAUGCCGUUUCUUCUUCUUCUUCUUCAACUUUUUUUUUUAAUUGAUUGGUUUUGUACCUGAUAUGCUCCAAGUAUAAGUGGUACCUAUAAAUAUAUAAAUAUUAUAUAUAUAAAUAUAUAAAAUAAUAAUGUAUAUUUCUUUUCUAGGGUCAAAGGGUUUCCUUUUAACAUCUGAACAAUGUAAAUUAUAUGAAAGAUACGACAGAUGGCAUUUAUAAAGUAUUCAGAAACAUUAUUCUUGAAGCAAAGUAUAGUUGGUUCUUUUUUUUUUUGUUCUUUUGCUAUACAGUGCAUCUAUAUUGAUAGAGGUUCAUGUUUAAAUUAUACAUAUUUAUUAGUUGUUUGCUACCUUUUUUUAAAGAAAAAACAUUCUGAUAACAAGCCACGGACUGGCAUGCAUUCGACCUAUUUUGCACAACAUGACUUAUAAAAAAUAUUAUUAGUAAAAAACAAAUAGAAAAAAACAAUUCAAAAGAGAAAUUUUCAAAAUCAACUCAGUGCUCAAAGGGUUAAAUCUAUUUGGGGGCGGGAGAAUUUAAGAAAAAAAAAUCUUGUACUGUAUUUCCUAAACAUUGAUAAAAAAAAAGCCUUUAAAAUGUUUGUACUGUAAUACUUUGCUUAAAAGUUAUGAUGAGGCAUUCUGUGAUAUAUUCUCUUCUACUUAUUUAUAAGAGCUCUUGGUUGUUAUUUUGUACUUGCGGAAUGCCUUUUUUUGUUUGUUUGUUUCAUUUCAGUUGGUAACUUUCUGGGUUUUUUUUUUUUUUUUUUGUUCUUCCUAAUUAUUCUCCCAAGAUUUCAGACUGCAGUUUUAUCUUUAGGCAUAUGAAAGGUAACCCGUGGUUACCAGCGCACUAAGUGAUUCUGUUCGUCUCCAUUUUUUGGCAGUUAAUUUGCAGAGCUAACUGACAGCUGACACCGUAUGAGAAUCUAUGUGUACAGUAUUGGCAUGUAAACAGCACAGACCCAGAAUCGCACACUCUGUGCCCCUGUUUUGUUGUUGACAAUGUGGCACCAUUAUAUGACUCUUCAUAUAACCUUUCUUUUUUUCUACAGCCGCAUUAAAAAUUGUCUUUUUUGCUAUAA